AUGACCCCCCUCCAUUGUCAAGGAGGGGGGGGGAACUGUAAUUCUAGGGAGGUGUAUGUCGUGGAUGCGAUUUGUGAAGGUCGGUGUGGGGAUAAGAAGACGGAAGAGGACGGGGCAAUGAGAAAUUGGCAGCGCACGCUUCACUCACGCAUGUUUCCUCCUUUGGUAGGUGAGGGAUUUACGUUUGGGGUCGAACUUCUUUCGCCGCGGGAUCCUUCUCUCGCUUCAACCUUCUGCGACGCCGUGGCGUUGGUCCGUCCGUACCGGCCCGCUUACUACAUUUUGCCCAUGAAGGCACCGUACUUUACCGCCUCCGGGUGCAGUGGGUUGCAGACCGCCGUGGAUUGUGUAAGGCAAAUUGGUGGGCGCGUGAUUCUUACAGUGACCGCCACGAUGAGUGCAGAUGACAACAACAACAUGGCCGCUACAUACGAAGGGGUGCGACGUAUUCUUCACGACUUUGUGGUGAAGCGUGGUGGCGACUCGCUGCUGUUACUCCGCGGAGAUGCGAUGCUACAACGGCAAGGAGACCAGGCGUCGUCUCAGACGAAGGAGCGACAUGGCGACUUCCAAGACAGUGUAGAGCUGCUGCAAUUUGUGGCUAGAGAGGUAAAAGGACUGGCCGAUGCGCCGGUGUCGCUCUUCUCCAGCGGAUAUUCUCAGGGUCAUCCAAUGGAUCGCAUAUGGGACGGUGACCGCCAGGCGUCCCUGUCGUUUAUGGAAGAACUGUCCAAUGGGAUCAACGAGAGGGGCGUGGAUAACACGGGACAUCUCUCGACCCGUACGUGGGACGCAGCGUGUGUGAAUGUACGCAAGUUAAUUCACCGUGUGGAGCAGGUACUCUCUUUGCGUGAUGUACCAUCGGAUUUACCACACGACGCAAGGCAGCGGGCGGUGCAAACGUUGGUGCUUGAAAAAAUUUUGCGGCACGGUGUUCGCGGGAUUAUUACACAAAUGCUCACAAGUGCAGAGGAGUUCAAUGCGUACGUGAACGACGUGCGCCGUGAGCUUCGCCACGCCGACGCUGGGGAGCUGGUGGAUGAGGUUGUGGUUUUGCCCACCAUCAUGGCACCCCUUGCGGCGGAGGAGUAUACACGCCUCUUGUUGUUUACAAAAACCAUACCGAGCGCAGCGGUGCAGCAGGCGCUACGUGCGUACCGUGACGGUUUGAAGGCGGCAGUGGCUUCAGCGACACGGCUCGGGACAAGCGAUGAAGAGAAGGUUUGUGCUCUGAUGAGCACCAAGACGGCGCUGGAGGAGACAUUUCGCAGAAGACUGGAGGAUGAGACUCUGGCGAUGUGCCGCACGCUCUUCCUCUCCGGACAUCGGCACCUGAACUGCUCCGCGUUUAAGAGCACGUAUUUACCCCUUUUGCUGCGGCUGCUUGACCGGCUCCAAGAGGAGGCGAAUGGCCAUUGCGGCGCGUCUCCUGUACGGGGAAGUUGUCCUUCCUUCCUGUAG
Trypanosoma cruzi is the source of this 1461-nucleotide messenger RNA. RefSeq lists its product as uncharacterized. Bases 1 to 1461 code for a protein of 486 amino acids. The record is from RefSeq and is a predicted model, not a curated record. NCBI's taxonomy places the organism in Eukaryota, Euglenozoa, Kinetoplastea, Trypanosomatida, Trypanosomatidae. The transcript has a single exon.